AUGUAUCCCUCAGAGUUCAGCUGGCGAUCCAAUCCACCUCCAGAUCUCGAAACACCGACCAUAACCACCGACCCCAACUUUACUUUGACCAUUCACCCCAGCUACGCCCUCGAGUUCACUCUACCAGACACCUAUCCCGAUACACAAAAGCCGCAUGUAUACCUUUCUUGCGGCGGUGACGUAGACACCUCAACGCGGAAACGUGCAAGAGCAAAGUUGGCAGGAAUAGUGGAAGAGCAGGAACCAGGAAUGGAGAUGCUAGAUCUGAUUGUUACAUUAUUCACCGAGUACUUGCCAGAGUUGACCGAAGUCGAUGGCUCGACUGCGGAUCAAAGCCAAGAGAGUGGCCAAGGUCAGCACCAACACGCCUCGAAGAUCAAGCGUGUGGUGAUAUGGUCGCAUCAUCUACUGGCAACCUCGAAGCGGAAGGACAUACAGGCUUGGUCAAAAGAGCUGUCUCUAAGUGGCUAUAGUCGACCGGGCCAUCCAGGCAGUAUCUUCGUAGAAGGCGACGAGGACCAAGUAGACGAGUUCAUUCGUCGAUUGAAGCAACUGCGCUGGCAGGCAUUGCAAGUCAGAGGCGAAGAGACGGCCGAGAAGCGCAUAUGUGGUCCUGGAGAUGGUGUACUUGAAGUCGAAGGUUUGGGAGAAAUUGCAGAAGCACUCAAGAAGAUUGAUGCCGACACUGCUGAUCUAUUCCUUCAAGCCAUGAAGAUUGCAAAGACAGAUUGAUAUCAGAUUAUGGAAACGAUCAGAUGACUUGAAAAU
Molecule: messenger RNA, 768 nt
Organism: Aureobasidium pullulans EXF-150
Lineage: Eukaryota; Fungi; Ascomycota; Dothideomycetes; Dothideales; Saccotheciaceae
Product: DUF1115-domain-containing protein
Exons: 2
Coding region: 1-732 (243 amino acids)
Molecular function (GO): protein binding
Source: RefSeq, a predicted model, not a curated record